AGAAAGUUCAUAGGCUAAUUUUUCCUUCUAUUUUCCACAGAACAAUAGAAUUUUUAGGUUACAGAUGGACCAGAAAAUGACUGCAGACCCAAUUCGUUCGGAAAUUGCAACCCUUUUAGCCUCAAUUGCGGCAGCAAAAAAGCGGAUUAAAUUUGGGCAUUGCGGCUCCAAUACGGCUGAACUUCCAUGGAUACUAUUGGAGAAACUCCCCGGUUUGAUCAUGGUUAUUAUAUGGGUUCAUUUAUUGCUGCAUCCAAUUUACCGGCACAGGCCUGGAAGGCCUGUCUUGCUACAAACCUUGGUGAUAACCCUUAUCUCAUCACUGAGGAUGAGGAGGAAGGGAUAUUGUUUAUUGCCUUCAAGGGGCCUUUGGAUGGCUCUGCUGUCUUUGAAGUAGGUGGUCAUUUUGGAGAAUUUGAGAUUAAAUCAGAGAAUGGUGGCCUCUUUGGGCUCGUGGAGGAUGGAGCCCUUGUUCACGAAGGGCUUUUCAACAGCUUCCUGCAUAUGUGGGAGAAUUCAGGGGUUGAAACCCAGGUUCUAAAAGCAGCGGAGCAAAAAGAGACAAUUGUUUUUACUGGCCACUCUCUGGCAGGGGCCAUUGCCAGCUUGGCUACACUUUCUGUUUUGGAGAAACAUGGGAGAAAGUUCUCCAUUUUCUGUGUGACUUUUGGGUCCCCUUUGAUUGGAGAUAACAAAUUUGGUCAGGCAAUUCGUAAAAGGGGAUGGGACUCAAAAUUUUGCCACGUAGUUUUGGUUCAUGACAUAGUUCCUCGGCUUCUUCUUACACCGAGGGAACUGAUUCAUGAGCCUAUGGAAGCUCUGCUGCCUUACUGGUCAACAACAAUGAAAGAGGGCAGUAAUGAGGAGAACCAAAGUGUCAUGGCUGGAAUAACCCUUUCAAAUCAACAAAUAGAAAACUUUUAUUAUGUUGUCCUGCAGCAUGUCUCUGCGUUAGUUACAUACAGCAAUCCAGCUGGCUCCAUAUCUUCUACAAACAUGACCAGAAGAAAUAUAAAGUCUUUGUUCAACCUAAGUCCAUUUAGGCCAUUUGGGUACUUCCUGUUUUGCUCAAGAAAUGGAGCAGUUUGUAUAGAAAAUCAUGAGGUUGUUUUGCAAUUGCUCCAUUGUGUCCUGGAAAACUCGGAUGUAUCACUGGAUUGGGCAUGUAAGAAUUGCAUUUCGGAACACACAGAAUAUGGCAGCUGUUUUUCAAGAAUAGUGAACAAUAGAAUGAGAUCUGGAAUAACAGAUGUACGUGUACAUCAUGAAUUACCAGCAGCAACUUCUAGUUCUGCCAUCUGCAUAGCACUCCAACUUGAAGCUUUGGGUCUUGGAGUUCAGAAUGUUAGAGCACAACUGGCCCUGCAUGAGGUAGGGGAAGAUAGCAUGCGGUUAAGCAUUAACAGCAAUAAACAAAUUGUGGAACUAAGCAAGGCACAGAAAGCAAUGGCAGAAUUAGAAUGGUACAAAAGGCGUUGCACUGAUGAUGGCAUCGGUUACUACGAUGCUUUUAAACAACAAAAAGACAGAAAGGACUUCAGGGCCAACAUAAACAGAGGUAAGCUUGCUACCUUCUGGGAUGAAUUCAUACAGAUGGUGGAAAACAACGAGUUACCUCCUGACUUCCAAUGCAGAAGUAAGUGGAUAUACUCAGCAACUGCUUACAGACAACUGGUUGAGCCACUAGAUAUUGCUUAUCAUUACAGGCAUGAUAGGCACGAGGUCUCUGGACAUUAUCUCUCUGCAGGAAGGCCUCGUCGCUACAAAAUUCUUCAAAAAUGGUUUGAAGACAAAAUGCAAAGUGAAAAGCAAGAGAUUAAACCUCGCACUCGGCCAGCCAGCUUGACACAGGAUUCUUGCUUUUGGGCGUAUUUUGAAGAGGUGAAUCACUCACUCGAGAAUUAUACAACAGAAUCAAUGGCAAAACUGAAAGAGUUUGAGAAUCGGGUGAAUAGUAUGAUUGAUGCUCAAGAACUCUCUUCGGAGAUUUUCUUGGAAAACAGCAGCUUUAUGCUGUGGUGGAAGAACAAGUUGCCAGAAGAAUACAAGUUGACCUCUCCUCUCUUUCCUCUCAUGGAAGGAGGAUGGAUACAAUAUGCUUUGCAGUAGCUUAAAUCAUGUCUAUUUGAAAGCGUUCCAUCCUAACUGUAUAGCAUAUAUUUGUGUGCUAGUGUGAGGGAAUUGCACUAUAUAUCUAGUUUUUAUAUUAAACCAUACCUCAGUGAAAUGAAGCAUGUAUAUUAUAAUAGCCUUGAACUCAGAGGGAGAUGACAUUGGACAUAUCUUAACAUAAAGAAGACUUGUGUAGCUAGAGUAUAAUUUGUCUUGUAUGUAAAGAAUAUUUUUGUAAUCAUAGUACUAUUUGUGUCU
This is a messenger RNA of Cryptomeria japonica (Japanese cedar), 2370 nucleotides long. Its product is annotated as lipase-like PAD4. NCBI's taxonomy places the organism in Eukaryota, Viridiplantae, Streptophyta, Pinopsida, Cupressales, Cupressaceae. The coding region runs from base 187 to 2109 and encodes 640 amino acids. The transcript is spliced from 4 exons. The record is from RefSeq and is a predicted model, not a curated record. Gene Ontology annotation, biological process: lipid metabolic process.